This is a messenger RNA of Podarcis raffonei (Aeolian wall lizard), 1504 nucleotides long. RefSeq names its product boule homolog, RNA binding protein (gene BOLL). Gene Ontology annotation, molecular function: RNA binding; protein binding. The transcript has 12 exons. Lineage: Eukaryota; Metazoa; Chordata; Lepidosauria; Squamata; Lacertidae. Bases 128 to 1144 code for a protein of 338 amino acids. The record is from RefSeq and is a predicted model, not a curated record.
CCCCCCGUUUUGCCCCAACUCCCGCUUCGCCCUGGGGCUGCGUUGAGGGAGAAGAGCUGCGUGCGCGGAACGUGCCCGCCGGGAGACCGCGAAGGCCGCCGUGUAUACGCGCGCGCGAGGGGAAGAGAUGGAGCCCGACCCCUCGCAAACUACAAAUCAGAUGCAAACUGAUUCUCUGUCUCCGUCUCCUAACACUGUGUCGCCAGUGCCUUUAAAUAACCCCACAAGUGCCCCAAGAUUUGGAACAGUCAUUCCUAAUCGCAUCUUUGUUGGAGGAAUCGAUUUUAAGACUAAUGAGAAUGACCUAAGGAAGUUUUUUUCCCAGUAUGGCUGCGUCAAAGAAGUAAAAAUAGUAAAUGACAGAGCUGGAGUAUCAAAGGGGUAUGGUUUCAUCACAUUUGAAACUCAGGAAGACGCUCAGAAAAUACUACAAGAGGCUGAAAAACUAAAUUAUAAGGAUAAAAAACUGAAUAUUGGUCCAGCAAUAAGAAAACAACAAGUAGGGAUUCCUCGAUCCAGUAUAAUGCCAGCAGCUGGAACAAUGUACUUGACUACUUCAACUGGAUAUCCAUACACGUAUCAUAAUGGUGUAGCUUAUUUUCAUACUCCCGAAGUUGCUUCUGUUCCACAGCCAUGGCCUUCACGUUCUAUUUCUAGUUCUCCUGUGAUGGUAGCUCAGCCUGUUUAUCAACAACCUACAUAUCAUUAUCAGGCUCCUGCACAGUGUCUUCCGGGACAAUGGCAGUGGAGUAUUCCACAGUCUCCUGCCUCUCCCACCUCAUUCUUUUAUCUACAUCCUUCUGAAAUUACUUACCAGCCCCUGGAGAUUGCGCAGGAUGGUGGAUGUGUCGCUCCUCCUCUUUCCCUGAUGGAAGCUGCAGUUCCAGAGCCAUAUUCUGAUCAUGGAGUUCAAGCAUAUCACCAAGUUUAUGCUCAAAGUGCCAUAGCCAUGUCAGCCCCUGUGAUGCAGCCUGAGUCUGUUAAAGAAGCCAGGAUACAUUCUGUAAGAAGAAAUUUUUCUCAUCCUUCUUCUAUGAGUUUAAAGCCUCGUUACGCACGAAGUCCUCACUUUCAUCCUAGAAAAGAUUACAGAUCAGAUGACACAGUGCUCACUGCUCCUUCCUCUACAGACACUGUUAAAUAGCACCAUAGUUAUACUUUAUAGCUAAUAUGAAGGAUCAAAAUGAAUCACUGCCUGUAUCAUGUCCUGAGGAGGAAUACAAUUAUCCUCUUCACUACAAGGAUUAGAAUUGUUUAUUCCCUGCUUUUGUUUUACAAGCUUUUUGCUGUAGUCUUUCAAUUUAUACUUAUUCUGGCAUAAUAAAUAUGCCUGCUGUAUUCAAUUAGAAUUGAAGCCUUUUUAUCAAAGGUGAAGUCCAAUUGUUUUAUUUUUUUAAAAAAGUCAGGUAAGGAUUUCAUAGAGUCAGUAAUACAACGUCAGCAAGGUAGCAUUUAAAUAAAUCUUUUAAGAACUACUGAUACUGUCUUAACAGCGAACUGGAAA